AUGAGGUCCCGAUGGUACAACGACGACGCGUUCGACCAGCACCUGGCUGCCGUUGAGCGCGAUAAAAAUAUGAGGUAUCGAAACGCGCUGCAGGAUCAGCUCGUAGUGAACGAAACUAUGCGGCGUCAGCGGACCGAGGAAUGGCACAGAGAGCGUAAAAUCGUCGAGCAGAUAAGCGAGGUCCUUCGGAACGAGGACGUGGAUACCGCAUCGGAGAAGAAGGAGAAAACCGCGAGGAUCCAGGCAGAGAGGGAGGCCUUUUUUCGAGCGAUGAAAACGUGGAAGUCCAAGGAGCGGGAGGCACUGCUGGACGAGUUCAGUCGGCAGGCUAAAAUCAUAGCGAAAAAAGAGGCCGAGGAGAAGAAUCGAGCCGUUGUCAAAGCUGGCAAGUCAGACGUUAGAGAGGAAAUUAUGGAACGGACCGCCAGACGUAUGUUGGAUGAUGAGACGAGGAGGAACGAGAAGGAGGAUAUUGUCAACGAGCUCUUUGACGAGGAGUGGAACAGCAAGGUUGCCAUGGAGCUGAAGGAUGCUGCGGCGAGAAAAGAGGCCGUUAAAAGAGAGCUGCUGGCUGACAUGGAACGGCAAAAAGUACUAGUUUCCGAGAGCAGGGCGAAGUCUUUGGCCGUCGACGCAGCCUUCGGAAAGUACCUCGUCGAGCAGUCCGAGGCGGCGGAUAAAAAGGAGAGUGAAAAAUCGGACGAGCGUCGUCGAAGAGGUCUUCAAUAUGGCCGGGAUUUGAAGACGGUGCGAGAUGAGCAGCGAGCACUUCACGCCGAAGAGGUACUCCUCACGCAGGCGAUACAGAGACAGGAUGAUCAGCGGGAAGUUGAACGUCUGAAGGAGGUAUCUUUGGAGCGUUCGAAAAUUUUGUACGAACACGCACCGAACUUGAAGGGAUUUCUCAAGGCUGGAACCUUGCGAACGGAAGACCUGGAGUACAUGAAAAUGCAGCAGUGUAGCUCAAACUAG
This is a messenger RNA of Neodiprion fabricii, 972 nucleotides long. RefSeq names its product meiosis-specific nuclear structural protein 1-like. The record is from RefSeq and is a predicted model, not a curated record. Lineage: Eukaryota; Metazoa; Arthropoda; Insecta; Hymenoptera; Diprionidae. The transcript is spliced from 2 exons. The coding region runs from base 1 to 972 and encodes 323 amino acids.